GUUGGGGGGCCGCGGAGUCGCUGUCUGUGCCUCCUCCUGAUCCAGUGCGAACGUUCGCCAAUCUCUUCACGACCGGCGCUCAGGUCAGCAGCAUCUUGCCACAGGCGGCCUAUUUACUUCACAAGGAGAAAAAUCAAAGGAGAUGCCCAACGUUGAAGAUAUCGGCAGGAGGCGCUGCAUCCCAAUCAUUCACACCAGGGGCACGCAUUACGAAGUUGGAUUUGAUGUGGGACGGACGUUCCGGGGUUUAAUCCAGAACUUCGUGGGCAUCUCAAAGCCGCUGAACCAGGUUUUCAUUCCGCUGUACAACACGGAAGCUGGGCGCCGCGUCUACGAAACCACGCUCAAAAGCGUCCGCAGCAAUUUCCCGCAGUACGUGAGGGAACUCGAGGGCACAGCCGAGGGAGCCCAAGUGCCCUUCUAUAAGCUGUUCCUACUGCACAUGGAUGACAUUCUGCCCAACGCAAUCCACGGAAAAGGCAAAAAUGAUGGAACAGGUUGUUCGACCAUCGUUUGCAACCAGCCUGGUCAUGAAAUCUUGGGCCACACAGAAGACGCUCUGCCAGAAGUUCUGAACCACAUUUACUUAGUGUCCGCCCACAUCACCCCAGAGUCCCCUCAGGGCAGGUGGAAGGUGUCCGAGGAAAAGUAUACGUCCUUGUGCUACGCCGGCCACUUGCCUGGCUUCACCAUGGGCUACAACCACCACGGCCUGGUCUUCUCUGUCAACGUGCUCAACGCGGCAAAGUUGGUUCCUGGCAAAACUCCGCGGCACUUCUUGACUCGAGCCCUCUUGGGCGCCGAGACCUUUGUAGACGUGCAGCAGAUCCUGCAGGACACGGGCUGUGGUUCUGGUGAUGCUGUCAGCAUCAACCUGACCUUCCUCAAUCAAGAGGGUGAUCGAAUGUUCCACAACGCAGAAGUUGGGCCCGCACUGGGCCAGACGAAUCAGAGCAAUCUGAACAUUCUCAACAUUAGCCCCGGUGAAUCAAUCUUUCAUUGCAACAAGUUCCUCCGUCUGCCUGUUGAGGAGGCAGAAGGUCUGGGGGUGACCUCAAGCAACCACCGACACGACACCCACCAGCAACUGUCACAGGCCAACACCAAACAGGGAGUAAUUAAAGUGCUGGGCGACCAGUCGGACAACAAAUGGCCAAUCUACAGAGAGGGACACGGCGAGGACUUUGUCAAGACCGUGGCCGUCGGGAUUUUUGACGUUGUCGAGAAGACGUGGGAACUUUACACUGAGAACCCAAAAAUCAGCAGCCCGGUGGUGGUUCUGCCGCUGGAGCUCAAGAGCAACAACUAAAGAAAAGAAAUAUUUCCCUUAAAGCUGCUAGAAGAAAAUUAGAUAAGUCUGUAGAGUUGAUAUUUUGUCCACUGUUGAAUUUUUUUUAACAAUUUUGAAAUCAUACAAAUGCUUCACAUGUUAGCAAAAAUAAAAUUGGCAAUGUUAUCUGCAAAUUUAAUAA
Molecule: messenger RNA, 1472 nt
Organism: Neocloeon triangulifer
Lineage: Eukaryota; Metazoa; Arthropoda; Insecta; Ephemeroptera; Baetidae
Gene: tan
Product: beta-alanyl-dopamine/carcinine hydrolase
Exons: 6
Coding region: 143-1309 (388 amino acids)
Source: RefSeq, a predicted model, not a curated record